This is a messenger RNA of Globicephala melas (long-finned pilot whale), 872 nucleotides long. It is a transcript of the gene TTC9B, whose product is annotated as tetratricopeptide repeat domain 9B. The record is from RefSeq and is a predicted model, not a curated record. Lineage: Eukaryota; Metazoa; Chordata; Mammalia; Artiodactyla; Delphinidae. Gene Ontology annotation, molecular function: protein binding.
CGGCGGCCGCAGGAGUUUCCCACAAUGCAGCGCGGCGCGCUGUCCCCGGUGCUGAUGCUCAGCGCUGCCCCGGAGCCUCCGCCGUGCCCGCCUCCCGCCCUUUCCCCGCCGGGCCCCAGCCCCCGCCAUGGGUCGGCUCGGUCCAGUCCUGCCCCAGAGCCGUCGGGGGGCCUGGGUGCGGCUCUCGACAGCAGCCUGCGGGCCGCCGUGGCGUUUAAGGCGGAGGGUCAGCGCUGCUACCGAGAGAAGAAGUUCCGGGAAGCCAUCGGCAAGUAUCAUCGGGCACUGCUGCAACUGAAGGCGGCGCAGGGGGCCCGCCCUGGAGGCCUGCCCGCUCCCGCCCCCGCCCCCGGGCCCGCCACCAGCCAAGGGCCAGCCCGCCUCAGCGAGGAGCAGCGGCGCCUGGUGGAGAACACGGAGGUGGAAUGUUAUGACUCUCUCACUGGCUCUGCGAGUGUCGGUCGUGGUGCCCCUGCAGCCUGCCUGCUGCAGUCGGAGCUGGUGAACUACGAGCGGGUGCGCGAGUACUGUCUCAAGGUGCUGGAGAAGCAGCAGGGCAACUUCAAGGCGACCUACCGCGCCGGCAUUGCCUUCUACCACCUGGGCGACUAUGCACGUGCUUUGCGCUACCUGCAGGAGGCCCGCAGCCGCGAACCCACAGACACCAACGUCCUGCGCUACAUCCAGCUGACUCAGCUGAAGAUGAACCGUUGCAGCCUCCAGCGGGAAGACAGUGGGGCUGGGGCCGCGUCCCGGGGUGUCACUGGCUGAGGCCAACUUGGGGGGACCGUCCCUACCCCCACUGCCCCCCACCUCACCAUGUAACUUCCCCUGACUCAUGUGUUUGCUGGUAAAGCACUUGUCGCUGGUGA